Molecule: messenger RNA, 252 nt
Organism: Rotaria sp. Silwood2
Lineage: Eukaryota; Metazoa; Rotifera; Eurotatoria; Philodinida; Philodinidae
Source: the annotation of a GenBank genome assembly
AUGGCAUUUAUCAGACAUCCGACAUAUGCAGAGCAACAGCAUGAUAUUGAAUCGAUUCUAUCCAAAUUAUCGAUUAAAACUAUUGAUCAAGUUCUCGAACCAUUAGGUCAACGUUGUAUGAAAUUUGAAAGAUUGCAAACAUCUGGUCGUGUAAAUUUUCUGUAUAACCUACGAACACAACCUAUAUUAGAAUCUAAUUCAACAUCUUACAAUGAAUUGAUAUUAAAAAUAGCGCAUCCACAUCGCUAUUGA